Messenger RNA from Vitis vinifera (wine grape), 1327 nucleotides. RefSeq names its product protein SPIRAL1-like 1. The record is from RefSeq and is a predicted model, not a curated record. The coding region runs from base 757 to 1107 and encodes 116 amino acids. Gene Ontology annotation, cellular component: cortical microtubule, transverse to long axis. Gene Ontology annotation, biological process: cortical microtubule organization. NCBI's taxonomy places the organism in Eukaryota, Viridiplantae, Streptophyta, Magnoliopsida, Vitales, Vitaceae. The transcript is spliced from 3 exons.
AUCGGAGCUCAAGAAGCAAAAAUAGGCGUGGAAAUAGUCAAUUUCCUUAUCAAAAUCCAUUGUCUCUCCCACAAGGUUCCAGACUUCCAGUUCCUUCUACGCUUCUACGCUUCUGGUUCUUGUCCAGGAAUCUCAGAUCUCCCCUCUCUAUCGGCUCCAGAGCGAAAGGUGAAGCUUCUUAAGGCCAAAGGGUUACACUCAGACGUGAAGAAAAAAUUUGGGAAACCAACAGGAACAGCCUUCUUUUAAUAGGAAAAAUAUCAAAAUAUUUUAAAUUUCUGUUUCCAUAAGCCUAUUGGGUGUUAUGUUGAUAUUUAGUUUAAGACAUGCAUGAUCUCUGAGCAUUGUGAGGGUGAUAGGAACAGAUCAGUUUUUGAUGCACAAUAAAAAAGUCUGUCUAUACUGCUAUAGUUUAGUUUGAAAGAAAAUUUUUGCUAAUGUUUUGUAAACAAUUCGAUUUUUAAAUAUUGUUUAAUUUUACAUCCAUUUAUCUUUUGUUCUGAUUUUGAUUUGUUCUCUUAUUAUAAGUUUUUUCUAGCCCUAUGGCAAUUACUGUGGAAUUCUUUAAAUGUGUUUUCCUGUUCUCCAAACUGAGGCUUGAUGUGCCAACUCCCCACAGUUAGAAUCCUCCAACAUUAUAGCUUCUAACAUUUUCUGUUCUUUCUUGUUCUUGAUUUAUUACAUUCCUGCUGUUUGCUUUCUAUCAUCUGCCUGGAAUGGUCAGAGUUUGGAUUUGUAUCUAAGGAGUUGUAGAGAAUGGGUCGUGGAGUUAGCAGUGGUGGAGGACAAAGUUCCUUGGGUUACCUGUUUGGGAGUGGAGAGGCACCAAAACCAGCCUCAAACAAUGCCCCAGUGCCUCCAAGUGAAGCUCCUGCUGUAAAUAAUGGACCAUCCCCCAAGCCUACCGCUCCUGCUCAACCAGUAGAUGUUACCAAACAGAUUCCGGCAGGUAUCCAUGGUAAUCUGGCAAAUAACUACUACCGAGCAGAUGGUCAGAACUGUGGAAACUUCAUCACGGAUCGUCCCUCAACUAAGGUCCAUGCUGCUCCAGGUGGUGGAUCAUCCUUGGGUUACCUCUUUGGUGGUGGUGGUGGUAGUGGUAAUUGAGCUUUGUUUUAUAUGUUUGUAAUUGAAAUACUGCUAUCAAUUUCUCUGGAACCUGUUUGGAUCUUCGAUAGACAAUGUAAUUGUGCUUGAUCAUGUAAUAUUACGUAUAUAGGUGGGGUGGCUCUUGCUGGAAUUGUUCAACUGAGAUUGUUUGAUGAUUGAUCUGUAAGAAUCUGUUGUUUCAAGAUCAGUGACAACAAUGAACUGUCAUAUUCUUGGA